Psylliodes chrysocephalus is the source of this 7295-nucleotide messenger RNA. Lineage: Eukaryota; Metazoa; Arthropoda; Insecta; Coleoptera; Chrysomelidae. The record is from the annotation of a GenBank genome assembly.
AUGGUUCGACAAUCUAACGCGGCUUGUCAAAGUGGCGACUUCGCCACAGCUGUGUCUCUCUACACUGACGCCCUCCAAUUAGAUCCCACCAACCACAUCUUGUACUCCAAUAGAUCAGCUGCAAGAUUAAAACAAGGCCUAUUUGCACAGGCUCUGCAAGAUGCCAUCACCGCCAGAGAUAUGUGCCCUACGUGGCCCAAAGCCUACUACAGACAAGGAGUGGCUCUCCAAUGUUUGGGCAGACACGGAGAUGCCUUGGCGGCUUUCAGUCAAGGGCUGGCUCAAGAUCCUAGAUCCCAACAGCUACUUUCUGGCCUUGUUGAAGCAUCAAUCAAAUCGCCUCUUAGACACCACUUGGAACCGACCUUGGAACAACUUGAAGUUAUGAAAUUGGACCAAAGUCCGUUUGUAUUAAUUUCUGUAAUCGGACAAGAACUUUUGGCAGCAGGCCUCUACCACGCGGCAGUUAACGUCUUAGAAUCAGCUCUAAGAAUAGGUUCAUGUUCUUUAAAAUUACGUGGAUCUGUUUUUAGCGCUUUAAGCUCUGCGCAUUGGGCUCUAAAUCAGCUAGACCAAGCCAUAGGAUUUAUGCAACAAGAUCUUGCAAUAGCCAAAAGUUUAGGAGACACCGCAGGUGAAUGUAGAGCCCACGGUAACUUAGGCUCAGCCUACUUUAGCCAAGGCUCUUAUAAAGAAGCUCUAACAGCACAUAGAUACCAACUAGUUCUAGCCAUGAAAUGCAAAGACACUCAAGCUGCAGCGGCUGCACUCACUUCCUUAGGUCAUGUUUAUACUGCGAUAGGUGACUAUCCAAAUGCUCUGGCGUCUCAUAAGCAGUGUGUGCAGCUGGUCAAACAAAUGGGUGAUAAAUUACAAGAAGCUAGGGAGAUAGGCAAUGUGGGUGCUGUUUAUCUAGCUAUGGGUGACUUUGAUUCAGCUGUGGAUUGCCAUACCCAACAUUUGAGAAUUGCGAGAAGAUUAGGAAAUCAGGUUGAAGAAGCCAGAGCUUAUAGCAAUUUAGGUUCCAGUCACCAUUACAAGCGCAACUUUGCUCAAGCUGUCGUGUACCAUGAAAAAGUAUUAAGGCUAGCUCAAGCUAUCGGAGACAAAUCUGUAGAAGCCAGGGCUUACGCAGGAUUAGGUCAUGCCUCGAGGUGUGCUGGCGAUUAUGUUCAAGCAAAACAAUGGCACGAAAGACAGCUAGAUGUAGCUCUUAGUACUCGAGACAAAGUUGGAGAAGGUAGAGCCUGCUCAAAUCUUGGAAUUGUUUACCAACUUCUAGGUGAGAAUGAUGCUGCCCUGAAACUUCAUCAAGCCCAUCUAGCUAUAGCAAGAAAUCUUCAGGAUAGGGCAGGGAUGGGUAGAGCAUUUGGAAAUAUCGGAAAUGCUUAUUCUGCUGCCGGAUUUUACGAAUCUGCUAUUAAAUAUCACAAACAGGAGCUCACAAUUAGCAAAGAAGUUCAUGAUAGAAGUUCAGAGGCCAGCACACAUGGAAAUUUAGCAGUAGCUUAUCAAGCCUUAGGAGCACACGAUAUGGCGUUAUUGCAUUAUAGAGCUCAUUUAGGUAUUGCAAGAGAUCUUAAAGACGCAGCAGGUGAAGCAUGUGCUUUACUAAAUUUGGCAAAUUGUUUGAGCUCUCGAUCUGAGUUUACUGAAGCAAUCCCUUACUAUGAACAGUAUUUGAUGAUAUCUCAGGAACUUUCUGAUGUUGAAGGGGAAGCUAAGGCUUGUCAUUUUCUCGGAUAUGCACAUUAUUGUAUUGGCCACUAUAAGGAGGCAGUUAGGUAUUAUGAUCAAGAUUUAGCUCUAGCCAAAGAUUUACAAGACAAAAUGAACAUGGGUAGAGCUUAUUGCAACCUAGGUUUAGCUCAUCUAGCUUUAGGGCAACUAGAUAAUGCUCUGGAGUGCCAGAAAUACUUCCUAGCCAUAGCACAUAUGACUAAUAACUUAUCGGGAAAAUUUAGAGCUCUUGGUAACAUUGGCGACGUACUCAUAAAACUAGAAGAACCAGAAGAAGCUAUAAAGAUGUAUCAUAGACAAUUAGCACUGGCUCGAGGUAACAGGGAUAGAAGUAUGGAAGCAGCAGCUUGUGGAGCCUUGGGAAUAGCUCAUAGACUGAUAAAAAAAUUUGACAAGGCUCUAGGUUAUCACACUCAAGAAUUAACUCUUCGUCAGGAAUUGUCAGAAUUGCCAGGAGAAUGCCGAGCACAUGGGCAUUUAGGAGCUGUACAUAUGUCUUUAGGAAAUUACACUCAUGCUGUUAAAUGUUAUCAAGAACAAUUAGAAAGAGCACAAGAACUUCAAGAUUGUGCUGUAGAAGCUCAAGCGUACGGAAACAUGGGAAUAGCGAGGCUGAAUAUGGGACACUACGAAGACGCUAUUGGCUAUUUUGAACAACAGCUUGCAACUUUAGAAAGACUGAGUUCUCCUACGGCCCAGUUGGAUAAAGGGAGAGCAUUUGGUAGCUUAGGUGACUGUUAUGAUGCAUUAGGUGAUCCUGAAGAAGCUGUUAAGUGUCAUGAACAAUAUUUGGCCAUAUCUUUAAAAUUAAAAAGUCCAAGAGAUCAAGAAAGAGCUUAUAGAGGAUUAGGUCAAUCACAAAGGUCUUUGAGCAAUCUUCAACAAGCUUUAGUAUGUUUAGAAAAGAGACUUGUCGUUUCUCAUGAAUUAGGUAACUUAGAUGCUAAAGCAGCUGCGUAUGGAGAACUUGGACAACUUCACGCGACAUUAGGAAAUCUGGAGCAGGCCGUAUCUUGUCUUGAACAUCAAAGAAAUAUUGCACUAGAGCAAAAUGACAAAGUUAUGGAAGCAGAUGCUAUUUGCGGACUUGGAUUGGUUUGUUAUCAAAUGGGCGAGUUUUCAACAGCUUUACAAUACCACAUGAAUGAAUUAGGAAUAUCUGAACAAUUAGAAAUUCCAAAUUUACAAAGUAGAGCCUGCGGAAAUCUAGGGGCUGUAUAUGAGGCUUUGGGCAAUUUAGAUGAAGCUGUGGGGUACCAACAAAAGCAUUUAUCCAUUGCAUCAUCAACCAAUGACCAAUUGGCGAAAACUGUUGCUUACAGCGCGUUGGGAAGAGUCCAUCAACUGUUAGGAAAUCGAACUCAAGCAGUGACCUACUUGACCCAAGGAUUAGCAAUUGCAGAGUCUCUAGGACGUAGAGAUGAAGAAGCUAAAAUCAGAAACAGGUUAGGCUUAGCUCUUUGGGCAAACGGCGAUUUGGAAGGUGCUCAAAAGCAAUUAGAAAUCACUACGCAUUUACUGGAAAAUAUUCGAAGAGAAACUAAAAACUCUCAAGAUUAUAAAUUGUCAUUGUUCGAACUACAAUCUUCAAGCUAUCAAGUAUUACAGCGUGUACUAGUAUGCUUAAACAGACAUGAAGAAGCCCUUCUGAUGGCAGAAAGAGGAAGAAACCGGGCAUUUGUGGAUCUAUUGCUAGAACGCCAAGGUUGGGGCGAAUUAAAAAUGAAAUCAAGGAAUAGUAGAAUUGAAGAAUUUGGAAUGAAUAAUUUAGAUCAUAUCAAAGAUAUAGUUAAUAGACAGAGAGCGGCCGUAUUAUAUUACAGUAUUGCGGCUGGAUUCCUGUAUUCUUGGCUAAUUUUACCAACAAAAGGUGUUGUAAAGUUCCACUGCGUUCCCUUAACAGAAUCUUCUGACAACUCUGUGUGUGACAACAUUGAUCCAGUGCCCUCUGGAACAGGUUUGUUAGAAAAAUUAGUAAAUUCAGUAAGAGACAGUCUUGGAUUGGAAGCAUCAUCAUGUCCAACUAUAGCUGAAGAUCAUGCAGAUGAUACUUUAUCAGAGAGAACAGGUUUUCUAAGAAUGGUGAAUCGUCAACAUCUCAUGAACUCUAGUAACUAUUCUUUGAGUUCUCUAUUUUCACUUGGCAGCGUUGGAGGAUCAGUAGCGUCUCUACAAGGAAGCACUCGAUCUAGUGCUAGUACUCAAGGAUCUACCAGAGUGGGAAGACGUCAAAGUUGGAAAGGACCUAGUUGUCUGCACACUCUGUAUACAAUGCUUCUACAACCGUUUGAAGAAUAUUUGACAUCUAAAGGUUCCUCUUCAAAAGAUGGUUCUAAUAGAAGAGAACUGAUUUUGGUCCUGGAAGGAGAUCUAUAUUUGGUACCAUUCCCGUUACUUCGUUCUGCUAAUGAAAAUUCCGAAUACCUAUGUGAAAGGUUUUCAUUAUUUGUGGUACCCAAUUUAAGCACACUUCGAUCGGGACGAUUGAGAAAACAAGAUGAAACAGUUAGAAGCAUUGUAGUUGGUAAUCCUAAAUUGCCAAGCGCAGUUACAGAACACUGGGGUUGGAAAGAUAUACCUCAAUCUGAACAAGAAGCAACUAUGGUAGCUGAGCUGUUACAGACACAAGCAUUGGUUGGAUCAUUAGCGACUAAAGAGCAGGUUAUUAGUCAAAUUCAAGAGGCCGAAUGUAUUCACUUUGCAACUCAUGUAUCUUGGAAACUAUCUUCUUUAGUACUAAGUCCUGCCGAGGUUCUAGAUCAAACGCAGUCAAAGAGAUUAUAUAUGACUGACAACAGCGAAGAGGAAGAACACAAUGAAUUAUCUGUUUCUGCAGAACUUCCAUCACUUUCAGAAUUCCUUCUUAGCGCAGCCGACAUUCUUUCCCUUAAACUUUCAGCUAGGCUUGUAGUGAUAAGCUCUUCGCACACAAGGGAGCCUCAAGGUUGGGCAACUUCUGAUGGUCUAGUAGCAUUAGUGCGAUCUCUACUUGCCGCAGGAGCUCAAACUGUUCUUGUGUCACUAUGGCCGGUACCUGAGACAGCUACCAAAAUUCUUCUUAGAGCGUUCUACUCAGCUUUAUUGCAAGGAACCAGAGCAGCAAGGGCUCUAGUGGAGGCUAUGCAGACUGUUCAACAUACCAAACAUUUUGCCCAUCCUGCAAACUGGGCUGGAUUCGUCCUUAUAGGUUCCAACGUAAGGCUGUCCAAUAAAGUGGCUUUAAUGGGUCAAGCUCUUUGUGAACUUCUUAAACAUCCCGAGAAGUGUAGAGAUGCUUUGAGAGUAACAUUGCAUUUGGUGGAAAAGAGCUUGCAAAGAAUCCAUAGAGGACAGAAGAAUGCAAUGUAUACUACACAAAAAUCAAUUGAGAACAAAGUUGGUUCUGUAUGUGGCUGGAAAGAACUUCUGAUGUCUGUUGGAUUUCGAUUCGAACCAGCUUCUAAUGGUAUUCCAAGUAGCGUGUUUUUCCCUCAAUCAGAUCCUGAUGACAGACUUACGCAGUGUUCUGCUAGCCUCCAAGCUCUCUUAGGUUUGACGAGCACAUCCAUCCAUGCUUUGUCAAAAUUGACUUCAAAUCCUGAAGUUGCUGAUGAAAUAAUUGCUGUUAUUCAAUCAGCACUAACUCAAUUUUCUUCUAAAGGAGUUGAAAAUGAUAGUGUUGAUGUGGCUUUACAUGUAAGGUUAUGGCGUGUGCCUGGUUGCCAUGAAUUAUUUGCAUCAUUAGGAUUUGAUUUAUUAGACGUUGGACAAGAUAAAGUAACAUUGAGAACGGGAAAACAGGCAAAUAGACGAAACAUACAGUUUACUAUGCAAGCUCUACUAGCUCUAUUUGAUACACAAGAAGCUCCCAAAAGCCUAACAAUAGAUUCUUCGAGUAGUCUAGAGUCUUUGGCUUCAAUCGACAACGAUUUCUCUCACUCUGAUAAUGAACUGAAUUGCGCAUCCUCAACUCCUACGAAUAAACCCAUUCCCCGCGUACCUCCGCCAUUUUCCAGAACAGUGUUGCCAAGCAAAAAACUCGGAGGAGCGUUUACGUCUUACGUAAGAAGAAGAGGUGAGCCAGACGGAAGAACGGCCAAUCCAGGGGAUGGAAAAUCAACGUUAGAUAAUAAAUUGAGAAAAAAUAUGACUUUAGCCAGACCUGGAGGUGGAGAAUCAGAUGCGGCGUUUACUCCAAGUCCGCCAGUUGUGCUACAGCCAGAAACUCAAAACAUGGCUCUCUCUCUUGCACACCAAUCGAGAAUUAGGCAUUUGUAUUCUCAAAAUGAAGGUAAAGGCGAGUCCAAUAUGAGACCUGAUAGUUCUAGUUCGGCUAGCUCGGCCACAGAUUGGGAAAACGGUCAUGCUACUAUUUUAAGACGACAGACGCAAAACCAGGUACCUCCCUUACCGCCCCCACGGAUACAACCGCUAUCUGAACUACCACUCUACAACAAUCUACCAGCCGGCAUGUUCGAGAACAGUUCCGAUAGCGAGCUAGAAAAAAUGGAAGCCAAACUAUUCACGUCCACUUUCAAAAACAAAAUAGCCUUCAAGAAACCUCGCAAUCCACUAAGUGCUUUCGAGAGACUUAGCGUAAGGACGGAAGUGACCGGUAAUCAGAGUUUGCAUCCUCAACAGAAUCCCAACAGGAAACCCAUAACGUUGCCAAGUGAAGAAACAUUGCCUGCGAACGAGAGGCUGUUAUAUUUUUCGCCUAACGAAUCCGAAAGCGAGAAUAACACUACUUUGAUGGCGGCCGGUAGUGAGAAAGAAGAGUCUGAAAAAGAUUUGAAUAAGAGCGAUGGUAAAUCUGGUAGUUCCUCGUUAACUAUACAUGACACAAUCUUAGCGACUCAACUGAGGCAUAUAAAUAGGGAACUUACACCUACCAUUUCCGAAGUGUACCAUGAAAGAAAUAUUGGGCUGGGAUUAGCUCCACCGUUAUCCAAAUUGCUGUUGAAUCAACAGUCGCAGCCUGUUAUUAAGACUGAUAGUUCUGUAUUAGAAAAAAUUACUCUAGGUUUGGUUGACGACGAAGAAGAGGAUACAAACGAUGAAUCAAAGUCAGUACCCUGUCAGAGGUGCAAGUUAGAAAAAUGCGCCUGCAAACUUAAAUCGAAUAAACCUUGGUUAUCCGAAAAUGCCACUGCUCUCCAACACAUUCAAAGUUCUGAUCUUACGACGGCUGAUAUUCUUGAACGGGAAGUCAAAAAUAAGAAAAGUAUGAUGAGGUCUGAGCAAAAAGUUAAAGAUGAAACGGAACCAAAACGGCUCUCCCCUUUCUCAGAAAUGUCCCGUAGAGAUGAAGGAGAUGGCAGGAGUAUUGCAGACUCAAAUUCUUCAAGUUACAAAAACCAGUAUCUCUCUUACCAGUAUUCGGACAAGAAAUCCGUCAAACCCGCGACUAAGCUGAGAACAAUAUCGCUACAUCGAAGGAAUAUGGCGAGUUGACGUCUCAGAGACGCCUUGUAAUAAUUUUUUAAACUAAGUCCAUUUAUAUAAUUUACUUAAAUAUUAUUUAUGUUUUAAAUUUGUACAAUUUUGAAAAGCUUUAAUAAAAUUGGCCAUUGUCU